Carassius auratus (goldfish) is the source of this 1772-nucleotide messenger RNA. RefSeq names its product putative serine protease K12H4.7. Gene Ontology annotation, biological process: proteolysis. Lineage: Eukaryota; Metazoa; Chordata; Actinopteri; Cypriniformes; Cyprinidae. The record is from RefSeq and is a predicted model, not a curated record. The transcript is spliced from 9 exons. The coding region runs from base 11 to 1507 and encodes 498 amino acids. Gene Ontology annotation, molecular function: serine-type exopeptidase activity; dipeptidyl-peptidase activity.
ACAUGAUCACAUGACAGAGAAUCAGUUCCACUCCAAAAUGGCUUUAGGAUGUACUAGGCUUCAGAAAGACUCUGUAGUGCUUGUGAUAGUUUUGGCGUGUGUUUUAUGCGCGCCGUGCUCUGCUCGCUACAGGAGCGCGCGCAGACAUGAAGCUCCGCUGGAGUCUGCGGCGGAGGAGCAGUGGUUCAUCCAGAGACUCGAUCACUUCAACGGGGCCGAGACUCGAGUCUGGAAACAGAGAUAUUUCGUGAAUGACACCUUCUAUAGACCCGGUGGUCCGGUCUUCCUGAUGAUCGGAGGGGAAGGUCCUGCGAACCCCGCCUGGAUGCAGUAUGGUACCUGGCUGCUUUACGCACAGAAACUGGGCGCCUUGUGCUUGUUGCUGGAGCACCGAUUCUACGGGAAGAGUCAUCCAACAGAGGACCUGAGCACUGAGAGUCUGCGUUUCCUCAGCAGUCGUCAGGCUUUGGCUGAUCUCGCUCACUUCCGCUCGGUUACCGCAGAGACCCGGGGCCUGACCAAUAACAAGUGGGUAGCGUUUGGGGGCUCCUACCCAGGAUCCCUUGCGGCCUGGUUCCGUCUGAAGUACCCACAGCUGGUGCACGCGUCUGUAGCGACCAGCGCACCUGUUCACGCCACGGUCAACUUCCCAGAAUAUUUAGAGGUUGUGUGGCGAUCGCUGGCGGCGGAAAACCCAGAGUGCCCUCUAGUGGUGAAGAAAGCAUCGGACACAUUGUUAGCGCGACUUAAUGACCCGAAAACUUAUGACAACAUCACAAAAGACUUCAGGUUGUGCUCUAAGCUCCAGAUCCAGUCCAAGAUGGAUUCUGCAUAUCUUUUGGAGUCCUUGGCUGGGAAUUUCAUGGAUGUAGUGCAGUACAAUGAGGACAACCGGGCGUUUGAGGGCGUGGUGGGCACUAACAUCACCAUAAAGGUGUUGUGCAGCAUGAUGCUGGACUCUUCGUUAGGUGAGCCGUACGAUCGAUACGCUGCUGUGGCUCGACUGAUGCAGAGCACAUUCUCUCAGACCUGCAUAAACACACAGUACAAGAGCUACAUCCAGGACAUGAGCAACACCAGCUGGAGCGGCCCUGAGGCCGGAGGAGGCCGGCAGUGGGUGUAUCAGACCUGCACUGAAUUCGGUUUUUAUCAGAGCACAGAUUCACCGAACCAGCCCUUCAGUGGGUUUCCCUUACCCUAUCACUUGCAGCAGUGCGCUGAAAUCUAUAACCUCAGCACCUCGUUGGACGAUGCUAUUCAGCAGACCAAUGAGGAAUACGGAGGAUAUGACAUCAGAACCACUCGCAUCGUCUUCCCCAAUGGUUCCACUGACCCUUGGCACGCCCUUGGAGUGACCCAGGACAUCACAAGCGACCUUCCAGCAGUCUUCAUCAAAGGUACGGCUCACUGCGCUAACAUGUACCCGGCCCGAGCGGGAGACCUUCCUCAGCUGAGUUUAGCACGGGACCACAUCUUCAUCCUGCUCCAGAAGUGGCUGGCCGAGUGAUGGACAGCAGCAGCAGCCAAUCAGGCGCACAGACGUGUGUAACAGCCAAUCAUGAUGUUUAAUGCUACUAUGGCGAUGCAAAGAAGGAAUUUUCUCGCUUUAGAAAUCCAUUUUGGUGGUUUUUAUAACAAACUUGAUUUCCAAAUCACUAUUGAUAUGCAAUUUGUUCCUGAAAAGUAUGAAUGAAUGUCUUUUUUUCUUGAUUUAAAUCACUUGUGUGUAAUGUGCAGCAGAGGUUUCUCAAUAAAAUACAUUUCAUAAUGUU